Nerophis ophidion (straightnose pipefish) is the source of this 4716-nucleotide messenger RNA. RefSeq names its product sedoheptulokinase (gene shpk). The transcript has 7 exons. Bases 81 to 1454 code for a protein of 457 amino acids. Gene Ontology annotation, biological process: cellular response to lipopolysaccharide; carbohydrate metabolic process. Gene Ontology annotation, molecular function: sedoheptulokinase activity. Lineage: Eukaryota; Metazoa; Chordata; Actinopteri; Syngnathiformes; Syngnathidae. The record is from RefSeq and is a predicted model, not a curated record. Gene Ontology annotation, cellular component: cytosol.
GACCGAUCAAUAGUUCCGCAGACAUAUGCUUCUCGGAAGCUGCCGUGUAGUGACGGUACAACAAGUACUGGCUAGCCGUCAUGUCUGCUUACAUUCUGGGUUUGGAUGUGGGCACCACCUCGAUUAAAGCCGUUUUACUAGAAAAACGGACCGGGGCAGUUGCUGCAAGUCAGAGUUUACCAUCUGCUUCUGAUAUUGCAGAUUUUAGCGGCAUAAAAGCCAAGGAGCAGGACUGUGUACAGAUUGUGGACACACUCAACCGCUGCAUUGGACUUCUGCCGAGAGACCAACUGCAGAAUGUGGUCAAGAUUGGGGUAUCAGGACAAAUGCACGGUGUUUUAUUUUGGAAAGCUAACAGCGGUUGCGAUUGGUCCAAUGGCAACUUCUUCACAGCCGGUCACGUCAGUCAGCUGAUCACCUGGCAAGAUGGCCGAUGCAGCAACACUUUCCUGUAUUCCCUUCCGAAACCGGACUCGCAUCUCAGCGUAUCCACAGGAUUUGGUUGUGCAACAAUCUUUUGGUUCAUGAAACACAGGCCCGAGUUCCUCAAGGACUUCACAGUUUCAGGUACUAUCCAAGACUAUGUGGUAGCCAUGUUGUGUGGCUUGGAUAGAUGUGUCAUGACUCCUCAGAAUGCAGCCAGUUGGGGUUUCUACAACACAUCUACCAACAUGUGGAAUGUGGAUAUUCUGAAUGCCACAGGCUUUCCUUUGCACCUACUACCUCAGUCUGUCCCUUCUGGUGAAUUGGUGGGUCACACAUGUCAUGACUGGCAUGGCAUCCCUGCUGGUACGCCAGUAGGGGGCGCUCUUGGAGACUUACAGUGCGCUGUCUACUCCUGCCUGAGUGCAAAGACUGAUGCAGUUCUUAACAUAAGCACCUCAGCACAGUUGACAUUCGCUAUGCCAGCUGACUUCAAACCUCCCGACUUUCCUCAGCCGCACUCCUCCACCACAUUCUUCCCGUACUUUGGCUGCUCGUACUUGGUAGUGGCCGCGUCACUCAAUGGAGGCAACGUGCUGGCCUCGUUUGUGCAGAUGAUCGCUGGCUGGAUGAAAGAGCUUGGCGUGGAGCUGAGUGAUCAGUCUCUCUAUGACAAGAUGAUUCAAUGUGCGCUGGAACAUGAAAGCAGCGAACUCCAAGUGAUUCCGACCAUCCUGGGAGAAAGACACGCCCCUUUCUCUCUGGGUCAGAUGAACAACAUCUCUACAUCCAACCUUUCUCUGGGUCACGUGACGAGAGCGGUAUGCCGCGGUAUCGUGGAUAACCUCUGCGCCAUGAUGCCUGCGGAGCUUCUGCGACAGGCGGGGAUCAGCAGGAUUGUGGGAAGCGGGAGCGCCAUUGCUCGUAAUGAGGUUCUCAGACAGGAAGUGGAGAGAGCGUUCACUCAGACUGUGAUAUACAAACAAAGUGCUGACUCUGCUGUGGGUGUGGCUUUGGUCUUCUGUGACUGACUUGGAUCCACUGAGGAUGCUUGUGUCUGAGUGACAUCUUUCUUGUCAAGCUGGCUAACUAGUAGUUUUGUUUAAUCGAAGGGUUAAAUGGGCUAACGCAUUGGUCUUUUUUUUAAUCUAUGGCACAUUCUAGAAAAAAAUUCAAUACGGACCACAUAACAGUGUGAAAGAGUAUAUAAAAUAGGUAGGGAAAAAUAUUUGUAUGGCAUAUAUUGCAAUACUUUCUCCACUGAUAAAAUAUAGAUUUAAAUUUAUAUCGAUUUUAUUUUUCUUUAGUCGUAAUGGCUUUGAAGCCGGUUGUAAGUCAUUUUCCAUGGCUUCCCCUAACUCUCCCAUGUCCGAAUUUUUUCCUCCGCAACCGUCGAAGCCGCACACCACUAGGCCUGUCGGUACCCGUCUGCUGCCUCCGGAGUCCCAUGAGCCAAAAGGACCCAAUAGGACUCUUUUUUUCAGCUUGACGGCAUCCCUCACUGCUGGUGUGCACCAGCGGGUUUUAGGAUUACCGCCACGACAGGCACCAACACCCUUGCGGCCACAGCUCCAAUCGGCCGCCUCGACAAUAGAGGCAUGUAACAUAGUCCAAUUGGACUCAAUAUCCAGUGCCUCCCUCGUGACAUGUUCAAAGUUCUUCCGGAGGUGGGAAAUGAAACUCUCUCUAACAGGAGACUGACAGACGUUCCCAGCAGACCCUCACAAUGCGUUUGGGCCUGCCAGGUCUGUCCGGCAUCCUCCCCCACCAUCGCAGCCAACUCACCACUAGGUGGUGAUCGGUAGAAAGCUCCGCCCCUCUCUUCACCCGAGUGUCCAAACCAUGAGGCCACAAAUCCGAUGACACAACUACAAAGUCGAUCAUGGAACCGCGGCCUAGGGUGUCCCAGUGCCAAGUGCACAUAUGGACACCCUUAUGUUUGAUCAUGGUGUUUGUUAUGGACAAUCUGUGACGAGCACAAAAGUCCAAUAAGAAAACACCACUCGGGUUCAGUUCCGGGCGGCCAUUCUUCCCAAUCGCGCCUCUCCAGGUUUCACUGUCAUUGCCAACAUAAGCGUUGAAGUCACCCAGCAGAACAACGGAAUCACCUGAGAGAUCACUCUCCAGUACUCCCUCAAAGGAAUCCAAAAAUAGUGGGUACUCUGAGCUGCAUUAGUCAUAUUAUUGCCAGCUGCACACACAGACACAUACAUAAAAUGAAAGUGAACAAACGGGAUGUACUUAAAGAAUUUGUUCGGAAGGCAAAACAGAAAAAGGGUAUAGUCUACUUAAGUUGUACAUAGAACACCAAAAAAGGAAACAUAUGGCGUUAGACCAACCAAAUAUUGCAUGAUAUCCUUUGAUAUUAAAUGAUUACUAAAAUUUGCAUUUUUGCAAACUUUCUGUUUUUCACCCAUGGAUUGCUGCUUUAGGCCAUGUCCACACGAACACAGAUAUUUAAUAAACGCAUACUUAUCUCUGCAUUUAGGCCUCUUGUCCACUCACAGAUGCAUACUUUUGCCUUUAAAAACGCAGACUUUUGCAAGCGCCAAAGUGUAGAGGUCCAAAACUCGCCACUUAGCGUAUGCGUGUACAGAGCACAAACAGAGACUUGUGAUGACGUCGCGGUCAUUUCCAAGCUCAACAACACAGCCUUGCUGCCUUUAAACACACUAUAAGAUUACUUAAUGUAUGUUUGAACAUAAAAGUGUUGCUAGUUUCACUCAACAUUAACAAAAAAGAAUCAGCGAAAUGGGCUUUGCAACAUUCCCGCCGGCGCUAAUGACAGUCAGCUGUUUUGGAUAUGAUCACUGUGGAACUUUCAACUGAUGGAAAACCUUUGACAUGCAAGGCUUUUUGCUGUGUGUCAUAAGAAAAGUGCAACAAUACUUUAUGUUUUUAGUCCUUGUUUAAGGACAAAUCGUGAAAUUAACUUAAGUGUCUUGCGUCCAUUUUCAUAGAUGUUGCCGGGCGCGACCAUGCUCGCCCGUAAACAGCAAUUUAAAAAAAAACGUGUCCUCAUUGUAGUGUGUACUGAUGUUAAAGACAAUAUAUACUUAAUUACACAUGUAAUAUAUCGCUAUAACCAAUGACUAAAUGCUUUAUAAUUCCAUGACAGUUUUGCAGCGGCACACCCAUGUCCGCGCAUUUUAUAUAGACACUUAAACAUGCAAAAGGGUUUCGUUAGUGUGUGCUGAUUAGAAAUAAUGUACACUUCACAGCACAUGUAUUACAUCACCAUGUGGCUGAACAUGUUAUAAUUCUAUCAUUAGAUUAGAUUAGAUUAGAUAGUACUUUAUUUAUUCCGUCAGGAGAGUUCCUUCAGGAAAAUUACAAUUUUCAGCACAAUCCCAUUCAAGAUCAAACAAACAUUACAGGGAGACAGAACAGGAUCGCUGACGGGUCUGCCGGCUUCCAGCGCCCCUUACAGAAAAGAUGACAUAGAGGUAAACGGGGGGGGGGGGGAGAUGGGAGAAAAGAAUAGAAGAUAAAAAUAAAAUUUUAAAAAUUGGUCUCAGCCUGGGCCCUGGAGUGGGGGUGCAGACUGAGGCCAAGGGAAAAAAACAACAACUCAUAGCCAUAGUACACAUCCCUCUUCCAUGUGUGUAAGAGGGAAACAUCAAACAUCAAAAAACACAGAGGACAUUAAAGACAUUAAAGCAGCAGAUACAACCAGACACUUCUACAUACAUCUAUGAAUAAAAAGCAAAAUAAACAUAUCCACUGUGGUGGCCUCUGCGGUGUUCCACGCCAUUGUCCGCUGGGGAGGAGGGAGCAUGGCCAGAGACAGGAGCAGACCCAACAAAGCAACCGAGACAGCCGACUCCACUCGGCCAGUGUCCAGUCCGCAUGGAUGAGCGAGGAUACGUCCAAGGUGACUGAGGUGUCCGACACCUGCUCACCCAGCCAAGACACCGCGAAGCCUCUCCGUCCCAGCGCUCAGUGCUAGCUCCGCAGCUCUGUCCCCCUCAUCCGCAUCUCCUCCAGUCCCUCCAAACCGACUCUGGUGUAGCAGAGACCCAGCAGCUGGUCUCCAUGGCCAAAAGGCUCCCGGGAGGCGGAUCCAGAAGUCCACAAAAAAAGCACCACAGAGGUCACGAAAGUGCCACCCCUUGUCACACAGUCCCAAAGGGUCCUGGACCAAAAUGCAAAAAAAUAUAAUAACACAUGAAAACAAGAAGGAAACACAAAAGGAUGAUGCAAGAGCACAGAGCUCCUGCCUACAGCAGCCACUCCAGCAGCGCCAUCUUGGAAAAAAAAAAAAAAAAGUGUUGGGUUUCAGCAGCAGAGGCG